AUGGCGGAUGCAAACAAAACAGCUGCCGUGUUCGAGAGUCUUCAACUAAACUAUUUUUCCAAAGGUGACAUGAUUUAUUCAUGUACAUUUAAUCACAUUAACAUGUUGUAUCAGAAGUUAAAAAUUGAAAUAAAUGAAAAUAUAUACUGGAACGAAGAUUUAAUUAAAUUUAAAGAGUUUUGGGAUUGCCCACAGUUCUUCCACAGCACUCAGGCAGGUGACUCCUGACCCUGUCCUCAACUUUUUUUACAUUAUUUAUUCCAUCAAUAUAUCAAUUGACUGCACCUGCCAUUCUCAUCCUCCAUGCUCUCCUGUAAUUUAAUUAUCUCUGACAAAUGCCACAGCCAAUUUUGGACCUUCCAGUUUAGGUGCUUAGCCAAAUUCUUAAUAACAUUCAAUUUCAUUUUAUUAUUCGAAGUUGAUGCGUACACCGCGGCGGUGUACCUAGCGAAACCAUCAGCUUUGGCCUGCGUAAACCGCGGCGGUGUAUCUAGCGAAAUCGUGGGCUUUGGCCUGGGUACACCGCGGCAAAAAUGUACAAUUGGCCUUGUUUUAAGAUAUGCUCGUUAGAGAAGAUCUUGCGUGGUCAAGUGGUAGAGUCAGAGUGGACGCUUGGCGAUAAUAUAUUUUGAGAUCUAUUCCCAGUAGGGGAUCGAGUUUUUUUUCCUCCCAUUUUAGUUUUAAUAUAUUUUGUAGCAAUUUAAACAAUUUAAAUAUAUGUUUAAAUAUUAUAUUAAAUUAAUACACUUAUAUAUAUAUAUUUCAACAUUCUUCAUGUAGUUGAAUAUUUACAUUUUACUUUUACGAACACCCAAAGAAAAUACCAGUAUAUCAUAAUAUCAUAUGACUAUGAAUAUUAAUGUCAUUAUUGUGCAUGAUCGUAUUUCAACCUUGAACCAGCUUGCUUUCACUAUGCCUUAUGCAUUGGCAAAAUGUACACACGAUAUCAAAGGUUCCUUCACAACACUCAGUCUCACAGCAAAUCUUUUGAAAAUACCUCGAUUUUAGAAACUUACGGUGCGGUAGCAAACUGUAUAGCAAAGCCGUAGGCAUAGGUCUGCGUUUACCCUUUUCAUGAAGGAAUUUGUUUCCAGAAUGACAUGGCAUGUGCUAUUCUCAGGGUAAAACACGACGUUUUCUCACAGAAACCAUUGCACAAUGGGCUUGGGACAGGAUUUGCGCUAUGUCAAAGUUUUUUUUAUUUGUUGGUUUUUGUUAAGAAAUCAAUCCUUGCCGGGGGGGGGGGGUGGAAGUGAGUUAUGGGCAGAGGCUUAACCAAAAAGGGGGCAUUCACAAAUCACGGCUNUUUUCCCCCCCCCCCCCCCCCCGGCCGGCAUUUUUUACUAAUGUAUAAUGCCAAUGUAAAACAAAAUCAAUGAUAUUUAAUUAUUGUUAAAAGACUUUUAUAAAUCACUGCAGUGUUUCGUAUACAUCAUCAUACUAUUGUUUUGUGUUGACACACGCUUGGUAUCACAAUGACAAUGCCUUGGACAACUUUAACUUCAUGACUUCAUGAGCAAUGUAUGAUUCUCUUCCCGUAAUGUAUUUGUGGCGUAAUUAUAUCUUGAUGCCAACAAAAUAGAUUCACUGGCUUCCCAUUCAUUUUUACACCACGACCGGAGGGAUCACAUACAAUGUUAUAUUUAUAACACCCCCCCCCCCCCAAAAAAAAAAAAACAACUGGGUGGGGGGGAGAGAAUAAUUUCAAAUUAGCUACACUUUUUAUGCCUAUUAAGAUUCACGAUCAUAUGAUAAAACCUACAACAAUUAAUAAAUAUAUUUGUAUUUCAAUAUAUUGGGGGGGGGAUAAAGUGGUUAAUUUUAAAAAUAAAUCAUUGUUUUACUUUUAACAUUACACCCCCAGCCCCCUCCCUUCCAAAAAAUAAGAAGAAAUGGCUGAAAUGCUUUAAAAGUACUUUGCCCCAAAGCGUGGAACUUACUCAAUAUCUUCUCAAGGUGCUAAACGAAUUUGAAAUAAAUAGUUUUCAGUUUUAACACGAGUAUAACAUUAAAUCUACAAGUACCGGUUAGGCCAAAAAGUUAAAGACUCGCAAAGACCAUAGUUUUGCUACUUAAAAUCGCUGCAGUGUACACAGGCCACAGACCAUGAUUUAGCUAGGUACACCGCUGCGGUGUACGCAGGCCAAAGUCAAUAGUUUCGCUAGGUACACUGCCGCGGUGUACGUAGUGCCAGCCUUUAUUAGGCUCCUAAGAAAUCAAAAUAAAAAAAUGACAAUUAAUUAUCCAUUCAUUAAUAAUUAAGUCCAUUUUAAAACACAAAUAAAACAGUACCAAGUCAACACAGAUAAUUGUCAGCAUCUGCAGUUAAGAAUUAGCAAUGGCAGAACGACUGUCAUCUUUCUUGAAUUGGUUCAGAAAGAUACAUUUGGCUAAUAUCGAGAGAUCAUCCCGUGACGUCAUUUGCCUGUUUAUUAUAGUUGCAGUGAAUUAGGGUUUAGCUUAGGUUGAGGGAUCGAUUUAGGGUUCAGGUUAGCCAUAGGGAUACAUUUAGUUUAGGUUUAGACUUAGUGACAGAAUUAACUAGUUUUUUCAACGAAGAUGGCGGAACCCCGAGGCGAUCUCUUGAAAUUUACCAUAAAUUUUUUUGUAAUUGACAUAUCAGACAUUUGAAUUUGGUCACCUAAAAUGAAACUGGACAGUCAAUUACCUUCCACAGUACUGAUUCUCUCAGUAAUAAUGACGUAAUUGUAAUUUUAACAUGAAAACCUUGACCUUAACUCAAAUACAAUCAAUCAAUCAAUAACAAAUUUACAAACAAACAAAAACACAUUUUAAAUAAAUAUAUACUAUUGUAUACAUCACUUUUUGUGACUGACUGCAUCAUUUCUUUGUACUCAUCCCAUUUUUGGACUAAUUUAAACAAAAAAGAUUGAAUUUUGAAAUAAAUUAUCUCAAAUAAAAUUAGAAUAUAAAUUUACUAUUUAGUCACUACUAACUAAGAGUAAAGGAUUUAUAUAACUACAAGGUAAAGAAAUUAAUUUUUCAUUAAAAGCAUUCCGAUAAGUGUAGAAAGUUGCAAAACUUUAUUCACAUGCAUGCAAAAGUGCAACCCCUUGCAUUUUUAAUUUAUUAAACCCAAUCCCCACUUUGGCUUGGGUAACUUUGAAGAGUGUUCUAAAUUUCUGCUCCCCCACCCCAUCUUUGUCUAUCAAAGUGGAAAUGACGGGUAACUUUUUAUUUACAACUAAAGCAUUUUAUGUAAGCGACAAUCAUUUAUUUAAGUGACUUUUUUUUCUUCUUUUUUUGUUUUUUGGACAUGCAAUGUGAAUAUUUAUUAUUUGUCAUGGGUAUGAGGUGUUAUUUAAAAAAAAAAAAAAAUCAAAAUCCAGGUGACAGCAAUAAAUCAGUGACCCAAUAAUUUAUUUUCAAAUUCUUUAUUAAAAUUCAAUUUUAACACUUAUAAUCUAAUGUCUAAUGAUAAAUUAUUUUGUAUAGGGUGGCCCUAUUAGGAAAUAGUUAAGAACCACUGAUCUACCGCUUAUCUUUAAUUGGUAUCUCAAAGCCAUGUCCAAAUUCAUGGGGUGUAAGUCUUUUUAAUUUUUAUCUCUUUUCAUUUUAUACUUACAGAGUGGGUAAAGUCUUGCUGGGAUGAGGAUUUUGUUGAUUUAAGCACAUUGCCAGACACAGACAGAGACUUUCUAGAAGAAAAUGGCUACUUGACAGAACAGCUGACCAGUGCACAAGAAAUUCUUUCUCUGUGGCUGCAAGCCAACAAUGAAAAUGAAAAUGGAGAAGGUAUGAAACUUUUUAGUGGUUAAUAUCCUGAAAAUAUUUGAAUUCAAUAAUAUUGACAGACCCUUUGCUCUCCCUUUACAUACACAUUAAAUUAGACCGGCAUGUUUUCCUUUUAAAGAAAAAGAAUUUCUAGUUUCUUUUAAGCAGAGCCGUCACUUGGGCUAUGUGACCCCUGUGGCUGUAAGGGGCCUCUGGUGUUUUAAGGGCCUAAAGUUGUGAAGUGAAAAAAAAAUUAAACUAUCAACUUUGAAUGCAGGGGGGCACAAAACCAAAAUUGGCAGGGGACCUGCAAUACUCAUGCAACGGCUCUGCUUUUAAUGUCAGUUAUUUGUCACAAUUCAUUGAUUAUCGAUUAAAUGAAAAUCAUAUAAAUAAUCAUACUCCUGAAUUUGCAAAUAUAUGGACUCCAUUUUUAAUAAUGCAUAUGAAGCAAAAGUUGAUGCCAUUCCAGUCAGCCAGGAUAUGGCCCAAUGAUUGGUUCUGCCACCUGGUCAAAAUGCCUGUCAACCAACCUUAGAAUAACAGACACUUUAGUUUCAGGGCCGGCAGGAGACCUUGCCGUCUGUCGAUUGACUAUGUUUAGGACAGUAUAAAAAUCCACAACUUGAACGGCCAGCAAGCCUCACACCUUGCGGCAGUCCACCAACUAUACCUCCCCUGCUACUCCUUUCAUAGUAAAAGCAGGCAGAAGAAGGAAAGGAAACUAUAUUUUGUUUUCUAUACAUGAAGCUUCACCCUCCUUACUUUUUUGUUUUAUCUGUAGCCUCCCUUUUAAUCCCUAUGACAUUGAGCCAUUCAACAUCCUAUCCAUUCAUUAUUAGGUCUAUGUCACUUUCUGCUUAAAAUUACAAAUUAUGUUGAACAUUGUUGAAAAUGCAUCCAAAUUAUGACUUACACUUAGUUUACAAAUAUAAUCUUUGCAUGCUGAGUCUUUUCACCAGAUUCUAUAUUAUAUUUAAAAUAAUUGAGAUUAUUAUAUUGUAAAACAACAGUGCAUGAUUAAUUUAUCUUGUGGAAAUAUUACAAGAAGCUAAUACAGUUAUGCUUAAAUGAUUUCCUGUAACAUGAACCCAAAAAUAAGAAAAAUAUUAUACUGGGCAACAAAUUUUUACUGAAGUCAUGUCACUGAAGACUGAAAUAAAAUUAAAAUGAGUCAUUUCUUAUACAUUUUUAUUUGCUCAACACGAAUAUGACAGUCAAAUUGCAAAAUUGGCUCUAGUUUUUUUUUUUUUUGUUUUUUUUGUAAUCUGCAAUAAAUUAAUGUUUACAUCACGAAAUACAUGCUAAUAGUAAUAGGCCUACGAUUAAUACCUUUAAAAUUCAAGUCAUAGACUACUUCUUAGAUUUCUUUGCCUCUCUUAAACAACUGUAUGGGAGGAUCUCUGUGGGGUGUCCAGCAUUAGUCAGCCAGCAUUGUAGGGGACCAUUUUCCCUGGUAUUGGUGCAAUAUCUUGAUGAAAACAUUCACCAUGUUCAUCACUAACAAUAUCACAGUUUUCAGGGGAGAAAUCCAGAUGGGAAUGAAGAAAGGGGAUCUUUAGAGACAUUGCAGCCAAGUUGCUGUCCCAUUAAAAGGGCAACUACCUUCAAAUCACCACAAAGGGGCCAGCUGUACUUGUUAUACUCAUUGGAAUUCAGAAGCUACUUUAAGUUAUCUAUAUCUCUUUCCUGUGGACAGCAUGCGCUACUGGAAUAGAUGGAAGAUGAUUUCCGUUGUGUAAAAGCACGGACUUGACUCAGUUUUGAAUAGUCUACAAAUAGUCUCCAUUCUUGUGGGUUAUUUUUAAGGCAUUCAUGAAGCCCUCAAUAUCAGAACAGAAUAUCAGAAUACUUCCCUUUCUGAAGACAGUCUCCAACUGCUGGUGGCGCUUUCGAUAUAAAGUAAUUGUGACAUCUUCUUCUUGAAGAUUCCAUUGGAGUCUUGAUCCUAGCAAUUAUGUCUUAUUCUUGGAUAAGUCCAAAUCACUAACCAGGUCAUUUAGUUCUUCCUGUUUAGUCUGUGUGGUGUUGAUGAUGUACUACUGUGUUAGUCUGUGUGGUGUUGAUGAUGUACCACUGUGUUAGUCUGUGUGGGGUUGAUGAUGUACCACUGUGUUAGUCUGUGUGGUGUUGAUGAUGUACCACUGUGUAAGUCUGUGUGGUGUUGAUGUACCACUGUGUAAGUCUGUGUGGUGUUGAUGAUGUACCACUGUGAUUGUCUGUGUGGUGUUGAUGAUGUACUACUGUGUUAGUGUGUGUGCGGUUGAUGAUGUACCACUGUGUUAGUCUGUGUGUGGUUGAUGUUUUCUACUGAUUGUCUGUGUGGUGUUGAUGAUGUACUACUGUGUUAGUGUGUGUGCGGUUGAUGAUGUACCUCUGUUUUAGUCUGUGUGGGGUUGAUGAUGUACUACUGUGUUUGUCUGUGUGGUGUUGAUGAUGUACCACUGUGUUAGUCUGUGUGGGGGUGAUGAUGUACUACUGUGAUUGUCUGUGUGGGGUUGAUGAUGUAUUACAGUGUUUGUCUGUGUGGGGUUGAUGAUGUACCACUGUGUUUGUCUGUGUGGGGUUGAUGUUGUACUACUGUGAUUGUCUGUGUGGUGUUGAUGAUGUACUACUGUGUUAGUGUGUGUGCGGUUGAUGAUGUACCACUGUGUUAGUCUGUGUGGGGUUGAUGCUGUACUACAGUGUUUGUUUGUCUGGGUUUGAUGAUGUACUACUGUGUUAGUCUGUGUGGGGUUGAUGUUGUACCACUGUGUUAGUCUGUGUGGUUUUGAUGAUGUACUACUGUGUUAGUGUGUGUGGGGUUGAUGAUGUACCACUAUGUUAGUCUGUGUGAGGUUGAUGUUGUACCACUGUGUUAGUCUGUGUGGGGUUGAUGAUGUACCACUAUGUUAGUCUGUGUGAGGUUGAUGUUGUACCACUGUGUUAGUCUGUGUGGGGUUGAGGAUGUACUACUGUGUUAGUCUGUGUGGGGUUGAUGAUGUACCACUGUGUUAGUAUGUGUGGGGUUGAUGUACCACUGUGUUAGUCUGUGUGGGGUUGAUGAUGUACCCCAGGGAAAAUCUGGAUCACGUUAUGCUUAAGAAAUAGGAGAACAGGUCGACUGUGGGACUGCAAACAGCAUUGAUUUAGGAUGUUGUUGCAGUCCUAAUAUAUACAUUUAAACUGUGAAACACAUAAAAUAAAUUAUAUGAAAUAUCUUUAAAAUGAAGUCACUGAAACAAUUGUAUGAUUAUAUUCGUGUUCAGCCCAUCAAAAUACUACAGCUCUGGGCCUUUUAAGUCAGUAACAAUUUCAAUGUUGACCAGUGUUAUUGUUAAUGCUAUUGUUAUUUUUUUUAUUAAUGUCGUUUCAAUUUUUUUAAAAAUAACCUUACAUUUCAUCUAAUGUAGGAUUGUAUGAAUAUCUAAAUAAUGUCAAGUGAGAAAGAUAUUACUAUUUAACUCUACUUUUCAGGCCUAUGGAUUAUCUUGGUUGAAAGUGAAAUAUCCCACAAAACUCUGGUAGCUAUUUUGGCAUUCCUCUGUCAUAAUUCCAAUAAGGUCAGCAUUUUAUUUCUUGUUAACAUAAAAUGGUAAUAUAUCUGGAAAAUCAUGUCUUUAUCGUUACUUCACAUAAGUUGCAUCUAAACAAUAAUUUAUCUUUAAAAUGUAUAUAAAUAAUUUUUUUCAAAAUAUUAUUUUUAAAAAUAUAUAUAUUUUUUUUUUUUUUAAUUAUUGGUGAAUUAUAAUUUUAAAUAAUUUUUUCUUGUUUCAGAUUAUGUCUUUAUCGUUACUUCACAUAAGUUGCAUCUAAACAAUAAUUUAUCUUUAAAAUGUAUAUAAAUAAUUUUUUUCAAAAUAUUAUUUUUAAAAAUAUAUAUAUUUUUUUUUUUUUAAUUAUUGGUGAAUUAUAAUUUUAAAUAAUUUUUUCUUGUUUCAGAUUUCAUGUAGCUUUUCAGAGAGAGCUGCUGGUGUUAUUGCUGCAUCUGUUUAUCUGAAGCUUAUUGCCUUGCCAGGUUUGAUAGUAAUUUAAGUAUAAAAUAUAUUACUUGACGCCAUUUCAUAUUUUAACAACUUUUCAUUAUUUCAGUUAGGUACAAAUAAUCUCAAGAGUUUUCUAAUAUUUAUUUAAGCUCUUGGGACGGCUGGGCUGAUAUAUAGGCCCAGGGUGGAAUGGCGAAUAGAUGAAUGGCUGAUCAAUCGGCCUGAUAAUUCAAGCCUCGAUAUUGUCUUUCUGGUCUUCGUACCAGCUGAUCAGAUUGCUUCUCGCAUUUCUUGUUCAUCUCGCCAUUUUGAAGGGACUUCCCUUGAUAUUUUACUGUUUUGUGUCAUUUUAUGUCAAAUUAUUUUCUACCUAGUGACCCCUAGAAAUGCUUUAAAAAAUUUGACCUUGAAAAUGUCAAAAGGCAAAAGCAGCCCAAAGGGAAUACUUUGUGUAGUUUUUCAAACUACAUCACAUUCAAAUAUGAAUUAGGACUUUUUUGUAUAUAAAAUUAUGCAAAUCAGGCUAUCUCAUUUGCAUAAAUGUUGAGAUUUCAGCUUGAUUCAUAAAGAUCACAUCAGCUCAUCCAGUUCCCUACAAGAAUAUAAUAUUUAGUUUUAUAUUUGUGAAUUAAUUAGUUUUUUUAUAUAUAUUUUUAUGCAAUAUGAGUAUUAUGAUUGACAAACUUUUAAAAUGGCUCUGUCUUCUUGGCACCUAGACUUCUAAAGGGUUAAAUUUGCUAUCUUAAAGACAGGGCAUAAAAAAUAAUAAAAUUGAUAUUUUGUUUUUGCAAAAAAAAAAUAAAUAAAUAAACAUUUAAAAUGUGCCUCAUUUUAUUUGCAGGCAGUGCUGCAUUUCAGAUUUACAACCCUGAACUAUUUCUCCAGGCUUGUCGACUUCUCAAUAAAUGGAAAAAGAGUGGUAUGAUAUUUUAAUAAAGCAGUUAAAAAAUAGGCUGAAGUCUUGAGUAAUAGGCUGAGGUCUUAUUGAGUUUUGAAAAAUUGCCAAUCUCCUGUCUGUUUGUGAACAGACAUAAGCAGAAAGUACUGUUGAUUUAUAGUAACAUUGAAACUAAAACAACUCUCAGAAAAAUUGGCUCAGGUUGUGUACUUGAAUAAGAGAUGAAGGACUCAAACCAUGUAAGAAAUCUUCAGAAAAUUUGACAGAAUAGAUAGAAAUCCAAGUGGCGAUGGUGGCAUGAGUAUCAAAAUCUAAACCCAUGUUAAUUUAAAUAAUUUUGAGCCUUUUUUUAUGUUUCUCAUUUUUUAAUAUUUUUUAAAACUUGAAAUCAAGUCUAUUUAAUUUACAGGUGGCCAAAGUAAAGGUAAGAGGAAAAGGAAUGAGACCAACAUAAAAGCAAGUCAGAAGUCUAAAAAAUCAAAAGGAGGCAAGCAGAAAAGAGUCUCAGAUGAAGCCCUGUCUCAAGCAGUAUUUUUUUUUUAUUUUUUUUUUUUCUUUUUUUUUUUUUUUUUUUUUUUUUUUUUUUUUUUUUUUUUUUUGAACUUAAAAGCUGUGUGUAUGUGUUAAGUCAUAAAAUGUGUCAUAUUUUGAUGUCCUUGUGAUGUUUCCAUUCACCCAUUAGUUGUUAUAUUCAAGUCAUAUUAUGACACAUCAUUUGCUUAUAAAGAUAAGAUGUGUGGAGCUUGUCUUAUAGGUAGCUGUGUGAGAGCGUCUCCUGUGACAAAUGAGAUAUUGCACUAUUGGGUUGAAGGGGUUAAUGGAUCUGUGAGCAUUUUUUGUUUUUGUCAGGUUCUGUUAUGUUGGUGUCAACAAGAAAAAUUAUCACUUUUCUAUCAAAAGGAAUUUAAAAUCCAUACAUUUAAGUAUCAUGCCUUCCCCAGAUAUUAUAUUAACUCUUAAAAUGAAAUCCUUUUUUUUUUUAUAUUCUUCUGAUAGAAAAUCAAACUAAAAUUUAGAAAUUUACUAUGUUUAGAAUACUGAUGAUGAACAUCAAGGGAGCGAAGGAGAGGAUGCAGUACUGGAACUGGAUCCCGAUGAACUUGAAAAGCUGGAUCACUUAAUGAAUUUACUACUUCAGGUAGCAAGUGAAGAAAAAAUGUAUCCAAUUAUUGAAAAUGUAAAGGAUGGUGUUUAGUUUUUGGUAUGCUUAAGUUAUGGUUUCUUCGGGAAUACCAGAGUCAAAGUAAAGGAAUUGUUUGCCUAUGGAUUCAGUGGGGUUAGACAGUGUUGAAAUGUUUGUAUUAUUAUAUUUGUUGAUAUAUCUACACCUACAGGAUUUUUACAAUGUAUCUAAAUACACACAAAAACAGACCUGUUUACCCUCAAACUCUUAAAAUCUUACAAUAUCAUCACAAAAUCUAUCAAUACAUUAUCUUAAUAAAAAAAUAAACUUACAGUAUAUGUAAUGUACACAGUUCAAUUGUACAUUGUACUCCAAAAUCGUAAGAGUAAAUGGGUCUGCACAAAAAAUAAGACACAAGCCAUAAGCAGGAAAAUGAGGAAAAACAAUUUUUUACCUUAUAUUAAUUGGGGUCAAAUGGUUUUUUUUUAAAAUGGCAAGAUAUGUUAUAUUAAUAAAUUUAAUAAUUUUGAGCCAAAGGUUCAGAACAGUGCCAACACUGAGAAGAAACAACAGAACUUACCUUUUUAUUGUAGGAUGUUCUUUUAAUUUGUGAGAAGUACUCCUUGCGCCAAUCAGAGUCUACUGCCAUACAGCUGAUAGGAGUGUUAUUGAACCUUGCAAAAGUUGACCCGGAAUCUAUGUCGGAAGCGAUGGGACAGUGGUAAGCCGUGCUCUUGUUUUGUUGGGCUUGAGUGGAUGGAUUUUAGAUCUAGAAAGCAUUUGUGAAAAUUGAUCUUUGUGUUAGGAACAGUUUCUAUAUUAUUUUUUUUGUAAACUUUUUUUUUCACAAUGAAGAACAGUUGUUGGGGGAGGCAGGGUUGUGAGAUUUUAUCUUGGAGUGAUCUGACGCACAUGGAAUGCAUAGAAGCAAGAAUUGAAAUUAAAACGUGGAUGUCAUAAUUUAAAAGCUCUGACAUAUUCUUGAUACACCUGAGGACAUGUUUACUUUUACCAAGCCAUAUCAGAGGUUUCUUCAGGCAAAAAAAAAAAAUAAAUUAUCACUUGCAUUUUGAAAUUUGCUUUUGAACGAAUCCUUUAACAUUGCUGUUGUUAUUCAUGUUUAAUAUAUGUGUGUGUGCAUGCUGGGUGGCUGAGCAGUCUAAACUGGGUCAAUCCCCAGCAAAAACACCACCAGCACCCGGGUGGAUGGUACUUGGCAACUCAUCUUAUAGAAGUAUAACUCUGAAUUAAAACUCUGAGAUUGAGUCCAGUAUUUAGUUUGACAUGGACACAAUGAAAAUUCCGGCAACUCCUGCGAGGCCAAUAGUGCUAAGUCGUAUCUUCCUCACAUUGUGUUCCCUUGGGUUAUUCAGAUUCAUGGAGAGGUGAAUUGCUGUCUAGGUGUAUGUUUGUGUGUGUGUACAUGUUCAUAUACUUUUGAUGUGUAUUUUUUGUAUUCAUCUAACUUCAGUUAAUACAAUAGCCAGAGUUUGUUUUGCCGUGACCAUUGUUUUGGCAUGCUGUCAUUUCUAAAUAUCUUAACAUUUCAGGAAGAGGAAAUGCAGUUCUGGAAUUCUUGUAUUUAAAGCUAUUUAUUUAUUGUGUCAGCCAUUUCACGGUCAUGUUACAGUCAUUGUUAAUGAAGUGAGUUGUAUUGUUUUUAAAUGUCUCAAAUUACUUAUUAUGACGGGUUGUAUUUUGAUUGAUAGAUCAUGGAAAUAUUAUUGAAAAUGCAACCAUUUAAUAUAGUUGUUUUUUUAAAAUUGAAGCCAUACUUUUAAAUUAUUUAGUUUAUAAAGUGUACCUUUAAGUUUUGACACUUGGAUAACAAUUCCAAAGAAAUUGAAACAAAUUCAUGUAUGUAUUUUUCUUAUGUGCUAUUUUCCAGCUUUUCAGGGAGUUUUUGGAGCAAAUAUUAAUUUUAGAGGAUGGAAAAGUUUUUGCAUCUCUCAAUCGUCCACUUUUGCUGAUUCGACGACAUGCUCUGGACUUUGUAAUGUGAGUUGUUUUGUUUUUUUACCUUUAGAUCUAUGUCAUCUCUUAAAUCUAAACAACAUAAUAUAUUCUUGACUGUUUGGGUAGCCCCAUCAGUAACAAUAAUUAUUUUUAAAUCUCUUACAGGUACCUAACCAAAGAAAUGGGUGAACGAUGUGUGCAGAGUCUGAAAAUACUGUUGCAGCAUAUUUGUUGCAAAGUUCCUGAUCGAACAGAGUACAGAUCACACGCUGCGGAGGUGAUAUAAAUGUUAAUCUUUAGUAACUAUAAAUUAUAAUUCCACUUUCAACUUUUUUACUAUUUCAUUCAAACUUUUCUGGACAUUUCCUCAGGCUGUUAUUGAACUUUUGGACUGUUUGCCUGACCUAGAUUUUGCUCAGAUGCUGGAAUGGCUGAAGCGACUUUCCAAACACAAGAAGGUAAACAUACAUUUCAUUAUUGGCAUCUCACCAUAAAUUCUAUUUUAAAAUUAAAAUUUCGCCACUUAACUAACGUCCCAUUUUGAGCUCCCAUCUCAUAUGUUGCGUUGGCAUCCCAAAUGAAUGGAACAAUUUGAGUCUCGAUUUCUGUCCCGCUAUUACUAUUUCAAAAAUGUCAUUUAUUGAAAAUAUUGUUUAUAUCUUCUUUUUCUAAUAGAUAGUGAAUUGAAAAAUCACUUGGACUUUGCUCUUUCUCUAUUAAAUUGCUGUGCUUGUCGUAAAAUUAAUUAAAGCAAUUUUGUAUGAAUUAUCUCCUGUUUAAAACCUUGAGGCUGACAAACCAACAUAUCUGAUAGAAAAAUUGUCAAAUUGAGGCAGUCACUGUUGAAAAAAAUGGAUUAUGUCAGAAAACAAACAUGUAUAUAAGUUAAUCCUGGGGGAAAUAAAUGUUCUUUAUUAUGCAAUAAUCAGAUUAACAAUUAAUAAGUGCAUCCACUACUUCCAAGACAAAGUACAGGCUUGCUCAGGGAAGUAAAAUCUGCACUCGGGCGUGUUCUUGACAAAUGCAUAUAAAUACAACAGUUAUGACAGUCUUGUCGUAGCACACUCCUGAGUUCAAUUAAAAACAAACUGUUAGCAAAGUUGAUGAGUCUUUCCAAUAAUGUCAUAAUCCUUUCCUUUGUUUGCAUACAAAAUUGUACGCUGAAAUUUGUGAUCAUUUUAUGCAUAAAUGAGUCAAUGUCCAAAAAAAAACCUACAAAUCAAUUUAUUAUCCUUACGCAUUUUGGUUAUUUACUUUUACUAUAUAUAUAUAAUACAACAGGUAAAACGAAGUCGCUUAUAUUAGGGUCAUUUUUAUCGAAAAGUGUUGAAGUCAGGUAAAAUUGUUAAUGAUACUUUUAAAAACUUGAUUGAGAUAAGAGAGCAUAAUUUGUGACUAAAUCAAUGUGCAUUUAAAAGUAGGGCCCUUCUAUUCUGUUUUAUAUUAACUACUCUAAGUUGUCACUGUCAGAUCGCGUGAGAUUUUCUGUAUCUGCUUUGAUGAUGACAAUUGAGCAGUUGUGGGUUUUGUUUCCCCAUGUACCCCACGAGUUUUGCUCAGUCAUGUAUGACUGUUGUGGUGUCGGGAGGAACCACGUGAUAAGAGGAGUGUGUGAACAGGAAGCUAGGAGUUAGAGAGCGAGACAGUGGCGCAUGCUGUGGCUUGGAUGUAAGGAAGUUAGUUUUGUGUAUAGAGUGAUUAUUUUCUAUGUACAGCAGAGGACUUGUGUAACUAUAUUUUUUAUAGCAUGUGCAGUAUUUUCUGGACCCAAUUUUUUAUUCUGAACACCAGAAGAUUAUUUCUUAUGAAGUUUUUCCACUGUUAUGCAUAUGUAGCAAAUAAAUAAGAAAAACCUGAAUCUCUGCAUCAUUUGUUUGAUACUUGGAACAUGAGUCACAUCAGCUCUGUAGGGGCUAGAAGGUCAUUCAGCACAUCAGCUCGGUAGGGGCUAGAAAACAGGGAUUCUAGGCCCUUACAAAUUGGUCUGUUGCUAGUACGCAGGGGACCAACCCGUAGACAACGUACGUCACGUCACAUAAGUAAGUAUUGUCAGUUUUAAGUUCUCAUUCAUUCACAUGGUUAUUGGUGUUGUAUGUCUAUUGUGAACAGGUCACUCAGAGAGGCUUUGCUGUUGAUGUUAUCUUAAGGCUCUUGGAGCAGCCCGAACGGAUCUUAUCAGGUGAGUUUAAUCACAGUGCCCUCUGUGAACUUGAUACCCUUUGGCACAGCAACAUUUCCAUUAAAAAUAGUUCGUAAAUAUUUAAAUUUUAAUUCCUUUUUAAAAGAUAGAGAAUUCUAUUACAUCUCUCACCCCCCCCCCCCCCCCCAAUUGUUUUGAAAGGUGUUGCUUGUUAAUGUUAUUUUUCUGAGCAGCAGAUGUACCCCCUGACCUGUCACAGUUCACUAAUCACAAAAGUAUGAUCUGCACCAUAUUGAGCAGAUGCUCUGAUGUAAAUGCAAGGUACUUGUUAAGAUAAUGAAUGCUCAAAAUAAAUUUUACUACACUCUUCAUUGCAAUAGAGAUUUUUUUUUUUCUUUAAGCAAAGAAGAGGAACUGCAUUCAAAGCUAGGUGUGGCUGUCAGUCUUGAUAAAAUACAAAGUCAUUUUUAAGCAUUUAAAAAAUAAUAAUUUUUUGGUAAAACAAGUUGAGAAUGUAAAAUAUUAAUUCUAGCUAUAGCCCGCCAGACAAUGGCAGCCGCGAUGUGUGAACUUUCCAUGUUACUUGGCAAAACAUACAUUCAAGUGAAGCACUUUAAAAGAAUCCCAAUUACGGCUCUCUCUUUCUCUCUUAAUCUCUUUCUACUACUCCUCCUCCCACAGGUUUGCAACCUUCACGCCCCUAAACUAUAUAUUAAUAUUCUAAUGCCAAUCCCUUUUUUUACCGCAAAUUUAUAUCACGUUUAAAUUUAAACAAUUUCCAUAAAACAAACAAAUAUUACGCACCAAACCCACUUGCAGUAUUUUUAAGAAUCUCAUUUAGCACUUAUGAAUAUUAUUUAGUGAAGUCGGCGCCAUAUGGUAGCGUCAGUGACAUUGUUAUAUAGAAAAUUAUGUAAUUUAAUUAUAUACCAGCAAUCUUUGAUUUUAAUAAAAAUGUUUUUAAACAUUAAUAAACUCGUUAUUUGUUUAUUUUUUAGUGUAAGCUCAAGGGCCCUUCUAGGUUUUUCAUCGUGCACCAACUCUAAGCAUAAUGACAUUGUGAGGACCAUCAAGGAAGUAAUAACUCCUGUAGCAGAACAAGCCAGACCCACAGCUAAACAAUUUAUGCCCACUCCAGUCAUGUCUUUAGCUAGACUAACAGGUUUGUUGAUGUGGAACAGAUUUUCAUUUAUAUACUUAAGACAAUGGGAUCUGAUUUUGAUUAUAUGUUUCUCCACGCAUAUAGAUUACAUAAAAGACAAGAUAAUAAAAUUGAAAUGAUACUGCUCCAUGUAAUAUAAUAAAUGGGCUCAAUUUUGACAAGAAUGAAUAAUUUCCGUGACAAGAGUUAUCAAAAUUAUAUUAUGUUAUUUAACCCAUGACAACCAUGGACUUACGUUUUAUGCUAGUGAAUAUUGUUAAUUUAAAGCUUACAGAUUUUUUUACUAUAUAUCUGACCUUUAAAAAAAAAAUAUCACAACUGCACAGCUACUCUAUUUGAAAAUAUGCAUAUAAUUUGUGAUUCAAUAUUGUACUGUAACACAGACUUGUCUAAGAGACUUUUCUUCAAUCAAAAAGUUUUUUUUGUUUUGAGAUGAUAAACUGUGAAUUAUCAAUAUGCUAUAGAAAAUACUUUAUCCUGCUGUAGAUGACAAGUAGGUUAAUUUGGUAAUGUUUAAAAAUUUUAUUUUAUGUUGAAUGGAUUCAGGAAGUUGAAUUCAUUGAAUAUUAUGGGAUAUUUCAUUAGAUGCAGAUUGCACUGAUAAAGUUCCUACUGAAGAAAGUGUAGAAAAUCAUGAUAAAGAGAAUGACACAAUUGAACAGACAAUGAGAAACAGUCAUACACCAUCUGAUAAAAAGAACAGCAAAACUCCACUAGGCAGAGUCAGUGCUGGGUACUUUGGUGCCAUUGAAUUAACACCUGGAUUCAAUCCAUGUAUGUUUUUUUUUUACUUUUUGCUUAGUGUAAGUUAGUAAAACUUUCACAUUUAUGUUUGUGUAAGGGUUAUUUGAUUGUGGGAUGGGAAGUUACUGUUAGAAGUCAACCAAAGAUACCACGUGUUCGCCUUGAGACUUACGAUGGGGCACACUUUGGCAUUUGCUGGCCCAACAAUUUGGAAACCCUUCCUAUCGCUCUCAGGAACAGCCAGACAGUGCAGUCUUUCAAAACUGAUUUGAAGACUUAUCUAUUUCGCAAACACCUGCUGGGGUGAUGUUGUCUAUCUAGCUAUUAUUUUGUAGAUGUAUAUUGGCCUGUGUUGUUUAUGGUUGCAAGGUAUGAAAGACUUAGAAUGGGUAUCCUCAUAUGUAGUUUUUGUAAGUUGCAUUUUCUACUUCAAUGUGGUAGGUACCGCGCUUCGAGCUUUUGGGGAUGAAGGGUGAUUUUCAAAUAAUCUUUAUUGUUAUUAUGAUUAGUUAGACAGAGAGAUAAUGUCUAUUAGAUUCGCCAUUUGCACUAUAAAAAUAUUAAGAACAGGUUAGAUAUGUAUGACCCAAACCAACACUCACAUGCUAUUUAAAUUUUAAAGUACAAUUCCUACUAUAACAGUCCAGGUAGACUUUUACUAAUUAAUUGUAAUGCUUUUGCAACUAUCUAGAUCUCCCUGAUACAAAAGGUGUUGUUUCGAUGUUCCAUCGUCGGAUAUUAGAAUCCAAGGUUGUUGUUCGAAAGUGUGCCAUACAAGCAUUGCAGAAAGUCAUUCAACUUGAAGCACCAGAAUAUAGAGAUGAGGUACAGAACUAUUUAUGUCACUCUUAUGAUAAACCAAUCAUCUCCUAAAUUGUUUGAGCAUUCAACAAAUAGAGAUUUAAAAUUAGUUAAUGCAUUAAAACUAUUACUAUUACACAAUUAACUAGUUUGUAAUUAAUUGUUUUAAUGAAAUUUUGGCUGAAUUUUACAUUUGUCAAGGAUUUAGAUGCCUUGCGAGACAGAUGCGCUGACCCAGCACUCUCUGUGCGGAAACAGGCUGUCCAAGCAUUGUCAGAAUUGUUAAAAGCUUUCCCUGAAGAUAAACGGAUACAGAAGUAAGUAAUGGUAGCAAUAAAAUUGAACUCACUAACAUGAAAGGCAAUCAAGUUUAGAUUCGCAAAUGUCAUCUUUCACAAUAUUAGCUCAACAGUUGGUGAUUAUUUACUUUUAACCUGUCAUUUUGACAUAUGUUAAGAACUGUGCGUUUCUUGGGUGGGAAUAUUCUGGCUAACUUCCUGCUGCUGAUAUGAACUUUUCUGUGAUUCUUCUUUACAUGUGGUAAUUUCUCCUACACUUAAUUAGCUGGAUUUUUAUAUUUGCAGAAGUAAUAUAACUUCAUUUCAAUAAUUUAAAAAAAGUAAAACUAAUGGUUUUCUCAAUUUCUGGAUCUGAGGUCAAGGUUAAGAAAAUCAAUUCCUGGAUAACAAAUAAUUUAUUAAUAUAAUUUUCAAUUUCCUUUGUAUCUAAAAAAUCUGCUGUUUUUUUUUUUUUUAAAUUAAUGAAUUAACUUAACAUUGAAGAACUUAAUUGUGUCCAAAUAUAUGGUCUAAAUAUUUAAAAGUUAAACAAAGAUUGUGUAAAUUAGAAGUUAAUAGAACAUGCAUUUCAUGAAAUGUGUUGUUAAGCUAUCCACACAUAAGACAUACAUUAUAAACUGUGUAAAUCGACAUUUAGCAGUGAUGUAACUGUAAAACAAGUUGUCGCAGUAUAAGUAGCUAUCUUGAGGGGGAAACAACAGAUUGCAGAUCUCAACAUUAAAAAUAAAAUUGUAGAGAAAGUAGAGACAUAAGUACUUAGGUGUCACUAUUAAUAAUAAUCUAACAUGGCAUGAGCAAGGCCAAAAGCUGUAUAAAAAAUUCAAACAAAGACUUUUCUAUCAUAAAAAAAAAUACAAUCUCUGCAUAAACAAAAUAGUUAUUAACUUAUUCUACAGAUGUGUGGUGUUUAAAUUUGUUUUACUUGGAUAAUGUUACUUUACUAAAUUAUGUAUUUAUUGAUGUGCUGAAUAAUUAUAUGUACAAUGUAAUAAAAAAAAAAAAAAAACAUCUCCAUUUAUUUGGAUGAAUAAAAGAUUCUUAUUUUAUAAGCAUGGCAAAGUCAACUAGUUGGUUUUUGUUUCAGACCCAAAGAUUCAUGUUUCUUUAAAUCAGCUGCACUAAAAUAGUUACACAUUUUAUUUUAAUUUUUUUCAGGGCUUGGGUAUUUGGUAUCUUGCCUCAGGUUAUGGAUAGAGAAACAACUGUACAAGAAAAAUGUUUUGAUCUUUUAGAGGAAAUGAUUCUUCUUGAUAUGAAAGUAGCAACGAGGUGACUAAAAAAAAAUUGUUUUUGAUUUUAUUUUGUAACUGUAAUAACUCAUUUUCGCCAUAAGAAAUAGUUAUGUGAUAAAAUAUCUAAUAUUUUAUUAUUGCUUUUCUAUUUUAUAUCUUUGUCAUAAGUUUUUUUUUUCCCUUUGAGUAUUAUAAUUUCAUAAAAUCAUAUUUUAUAAGAUGUAAUAUAUCUUUCUCAUGAUAAAACAAGCAGAAUUAUUUUUCCUUUAAUGCUUUUAAAUUAAGUUAUAACAUAAGCUAUAAUUUAUCAUUUACAGAAAUUCAAGUUCUGGUAUAGAAUGGGACCUUCUGAGUAUAAUCACUGAUCAAAAUUGUGAAAAAUUGAGGUGA
Lymnaea stagnalis (great pond snail) is the source of this 18445-nucleotide messenger RNA. The record is from the annotation of a GenBank genome assembly. Lineage: Eukaryota; Metazoa; Mollusca; Gastropoda; Lymnaeidae.